CGGGUUGACUUUAAUCUUGCCUUUUCUUCCUCGAUCUCCCUCUCUUUUUCUUUUCUCUUUUUCCUUCGAUCUUCUUCUUCGGUCUCCCACUUACUCACAUUCUCUUGAGAUUUCCUAUCCGACCAGAGGGACACUUGUUUCUCUCACCCACGCUCUUUCGGGAAACCUCUUUUGAUUGAUCUUCUCGCUCUCUUUCACUGCCAAUUUCUGAUAUCCACACUGCGCGCGACAGAUUUGCGGUGAUAUCCACAGUCUUCCAUCAUCACAAUGAAGUUGAACUCGAUUGCCCUCACCCUUGCCACGGCCGGCCUGGUCGCGGCCCAGCCUCACGCCCACGGUCACCGUCACCCCCAGAGACGUACUGUCGACACCUCAGGGACCGUCGUCGAGUACGAGCUGAACGGUCAGCGCAUCAACGCCGACGACGUCUGCAAGGGUAUCGCCGACGGUACUCUCCUGUGGGCUGCUGGUGUCGCCCCUCCCGACGCUUGCCAGAGCUCCAGCAGCAGCGCCACUCCUUCGUCCACUCCCACUCCCACUUCCACUCCCACUUCCACUCCCACUUCCACUCCCACUCCCUCUGUCGCCCCGGCCGAGUUCAUCCAAACGUCUUCGUCCUCCACUCCUACUCCCUCCAGCUCCUCUACCCAGGCUGCUGCCUCGACUCCCGCUGCUAGCAGCUCUUCUUCCUCUGCCACCGGUAUUGAUAUUGACUUCCCCGAUGGCGAGAUCGACUGCAGUACUUUCCCCUCGGACUAUGGCGCUGUUGAGCUCGAUUACCACGGCCUUGGCGGUUGGACCGGUGUCCAGUACGGCUCGAUCGUGGGAGAAGUGAUUCAGAAAAUUAGUACCGCCAUCAGCGGUAAGGAUGAAUGCAGCGAAGAUUUACUCGGUAAUCCAGGCUUUUGCUCGUACGCCUGCCCCGCUGGCUACCAGAAGUCUCAAUGGCCCAAGCAGCAGGGAUCCACAGGCGAGUCCGUUGGUGGUCUUAAGUGCCACAAGGGCAAGCUGUACCUUACCAACCCCAGCCUUUCCAAGAAGCUGUGCAUUGAAGGUGUUGGUGGUAUUUACGUUCAGAACAAGGUCGGUGAGCAGGUUGCUGUCUGCCGUACUGACUACCCUGGCACUGAAGCUGAAACCGUCCCUCUGGCGCUUACCGACGACUCCGUUCAACCCCUGACCUGCCCUAACGGUGCGACGUACUACGAGUGGACGGGCAAGGACACCUCUGCUCAGUACUACGUUAACCCCAAGGGUACCUCCAUCGAGGAGGGAUGCAAGUGGGGCGACAAGAGCAAGCCUGUUGGUAACUUCGCUCCCAUGAACAUGGGCACUAACGAGAACAACGGCAAGUGGCUCUCGCUCUUCCAGAACACCCCGACCACCGACGUCAAGCUUGACUUCUGUGCCGAAAUCAAGGGUGACCACCUCAGUGGCUCGUGCAGGUACGAGAAAGGUUCCUACAUUUCCGAGUCUGGCACCAAUGACUCUGGAUGCACUGUCGAGGUCAUGUCCGGUGAUGCCACCGUCGUGUUCACCGCCUGUUAAACUUCUAAUCAUACACCAUUCCUUGCAAAGGAGAAACCUUUUAGCGCGCCUGCCCUCGCCAUUCAUUCCAGCUCUCAGUUAUCACGACCCGUUUAGUGUGCAUUGAUUUCUGUAUCUUGAUAUCUACUUUCCCACAUUGUGAUCCGGGAAAUUUUUCCAUUUAUCCUAGUUACACUUCUCUGUAUAGUGUCCUCUGUCCGCUAUGGCGGGGGUAAGUAAAGUGUGCUGGAGAUUGAGUAACUUUGAUCUCAUUUUCUUUUUUUCUCGUGUGAUUUCCUGGAAUCUUUUCUUUGUCCUGUCGUGUCUAGAGUUUGGCUGUUU
This is a messenger RNA of Aspergillus glaucus CBS 516.65, 1869 nucleotides long. RefSeq names its product SUN family protein UTH1 (gene sun1). The transcript has 4 exons. The coding region runs from base 268 to 1548 and encodes 426 amino acids. Lineage: Eukaryota; Fungi; Ascomycota; Eurotiomycetes; Eurotiales; Aspergillaceae. The record is from RefSeq and is a predicted model, not a curated record. Gene Ontology annotation, cellular component: cell surface; fungal-type cell wall. Gene Ontology annotation, biological process: fungal-type cell wall organization.